AUGGCGCCGCGUCCACUAUGCUGCGAGGUCCCUUCCCCGCCUGCCCCUCCUCGUGCCGGUGUUCGCUGCUUCCUCCGUGGCCAUGCUCCACUCCUCCGCCCCGUCCCCAAGCCAAAGGCACCGGAGUCCCUCUGCUCCUACCUCUUCUCGUCCCCGAUGCCUGCCUGCCGCCACCCGUCGCCCGUGCAGAACCUCGGGUCCGCGCCAGCGCCGCGUAAGAUGAACACGAUGAAAAAAAGGCCAGCGACACCAGUGUCGUGCCGCCCACGCGCCCCUAUGCGGCUUCCUGCGGCACAGAGCACGCCGGUAAGCGUCCUAGCAUACAGGGUGGUCGACCACAUGGACGACGGCCAACAGCUGCUCGAGGAAAUGCCAGCAAGAUUCGUUUUUUUGUGUAGGCUAACGUCAGCUACAAUUGAUAUUCCUAAGAGUAGUAAUGUAGAUCCUGAGAUGGCGUAA
Miscanthus lutarioriparius is the source of this 459-nucleotide messenger RNA. The record is from the annotation of a GenBank genome assembly. NCBI's taxonomy places the organism in Eukaryota, Viridiplantae, Streptophyta, Magnoliopsida, Poales, Poaceae.